UAUUCCCCCUCCCCAGACUGGUGGCUCUGUAUCCAUGGAUACGAUAGGUCGUCUUAGUGAGGAUUCCUCAUCUCCCAUCCACUACAGCAAUGAGACAAAAGGGGGGAGCAAACCUCCGAUGUCAUUUGCUGGAUUGCUGCCAGGAUCUCAAACCUCUGGAGGAGAAGUGUCAAUGCAAACUAACCCAGACGAUCCUUCAUCUAGCAAAUCACACAAGUCAAAGAAAAAGAAGAAGAAAAACAAACACAAACAUAAGCAUAAACACAAACAUGAUAAACCAGAACGUGAUCGUGAGUCAUCAGACCGGCCUAAGGACGCCGGAGGACAUUACAGCUCAGAGACAAGUACUGUCAACUCUCCUAUAGUGAAACUUGACCCUCCAAGUUCACCAGAGUUUGAGAUCAUAUGAAGAACUUGUCAAAAUCAGUGACCAUGCAAGUAUGGAUUGUGAAGCAACUUUAUACAAAGGAGUUUUAUCACAGCUAUUCAUUUUCUUAUGUUAAGAAUAUCUGAAUGGCCAGUCCCUGUACUGAACUCCUACAGUAACUUACCAACAGAAGACAAGUGACUGUUCUGUUAAUCCUGGUGGAAAUGUACUGAACUCCUACAGUAACUUACUGACAGAAGACAAGUGACAGUCCUGUUAAUCCUGGUGGAAAUGUACUGGACUCCUACAGUAACUUACCGACAGUCCUGUUAAUCCUGGUGGAAAUGUACUGAACUCCUACAGUAACUUACCGACAGUCCUGUUAAUCCUGGUGGAAAUGUACUGAACUCCUACAGUAACUUACCGACAGUCCUGUUAAUCCUGAUGUAAAUGUACUGAACUCCUACAGUAACUUACCGACAGACCUGUUAAUCCUGGUGGAAAUGUACUGAACUCCUACAGUAACUUACCGACAGACCUGUUAAUCCUGAUGGAAAUGUACUGAACUCCUACAGUAACUUACUGACAGAAGACAAGUGACAGUCCUGUUAAUCCUGGUGGAAAUGUACUGAAAUCCUACAGUAACUUACCGACAGUCCUGUUAAUCCUGGUGGAAAUGUACUGAACUCCUACAGUAACUUACCGACAG
Messenger RNA from Pecten maximus, 1076 nucleotides. Its product is annotated as cyclin-T-like. The record is from RefSeq and is a predicted model, not a curated record. Lineage: Eukaryota; Metazoa; Mollusca; Bivalvia; Pectinida; Pectinidae. The transcript has 2 exons. The coding region runs from base 35 to 409 and encodes 124 amino acids.